AUGACGCCGACGCUCAAUCUUGCAGCCGUAGGUUUUCCGCUCCGUUUCUCUUCCUCUGCAGCCUCUACCCACCGGACCUCCGUCCGCGCCGUCGCGGCGCAAGACGUUCAGACGCGGCUGCCGGCCGCGAGCCUCUACGAGGUGCUACGAGUCGAGCCCGACGCGUCCCCGACGGAGAUCAAGUCGGCGUACAGGAGCCUCGCGAAGCUCUACCAUCCUGAUGCUGUGGUGCGGCGUUCGCCGGACAUCAGUGGUGCCGGCGAAGUGGGCGACGGAGACUUUAUUCAGAUCCGAAGCGCGUACGAGACGCUGUCGGAUCCCUCGGCGAGGGCUAUGUACGAUCUGACGCUGACGGCGGCGCACGGCGGAAGAAACCGCCGGUUUCCGAUUCCGCUAAGUCGGAACCAUUCGUCCACGUUCUACGCGACGCGAAGAUGGGAAACGGACCAAUGCUGGUAG
Sphenostylis stenocarpa is the source of this 459-nucleotide messenger RNA. NCBI's taxonomy places the organism in Eukaryota, Viridiplantae, Streptophyta, Magnoliopsida, Fabales, Fabaceae. The record is from the annotation of a GenBank genome assembly.